Molecule: messenger RNA, 2322 nt
Organism: Dissoconium aciculare CBS 342.82
Lineage: Eukaryota; Fungi; Ascomycota; Dothideomycetes; Mycosphaerellales; Dissoconiaceae
Exons: 1
Coding region: 1-2322 (773 amino acids)
Biological process (GO): L-tryptophan biosynthetic process
Cellular component (GO): cytosol
Molecular function (GO): anthranilate synthase activity; indole-3-glycerol-phosphate synthase activity; phosphoribosylanthranilate isomerase activity
Source: RefSeq, a predicted model, not a curated record
AUGAAUGAUUCGGAGAUCGUCGAUCACUCACCACAACAACCUUCCGCUGCAGCUCUUAUUCCGACCGCAGAUAAUGUAAUCCUCAUUGACAACUAUGACUCAUUCACUUGGAAUGUUUACCAGUACCUCGUUCUCGAAGGAGCCAAGGUCUCCGUCUAUCGCAAUGACGAAAUCUCCCUCGAGGAUCUGAUUGCUAAGAAACCGACUCAAUUAGUGAUCAGUCCUGGUCCCGGUCAUCCUGUUUCCGAUUCAGGAAUCAGCAAAGAUGCCAUCGAACACUUUAGCGGGCGGAUACCGAUCCUCGGUGUGUGCAUGGGCGAGCAAUGUAUUUACUCUGUGUUUGGCGGCACAGUGAACAAGACUGGCGAGAUCCUGCACGGAAAGACUUCGCUCCUGAAGCAUGACGGCAAGGGCGUCUACGCAGGCGUUUCUCAGGAUGUCCCGGUCACUAGGUACCAUUCACUUGCUGGUACGCAUCCGACUUUGCCAGAGUGCCUCGAGGUCUCUUCAUGGGUGGCUGCUGGAAAUGACAGCACCAAGACAGUGAUCAUGGGAGUUCGACAUAAAGAAUUCCUUGUCGAAGGUGUUCAAUUUCAUCCCGAGAGCAUCCUUACUGCGGAAGGACGAACGAUGUUCAGGAACUUCCUGACUCUACAAGGCGGUACCUGGUCCGAAAACGAAUCGAUCCGAAAGCAAGGAGGCACUGUCAAUGUCGCCAAGCCAGUCGCAUCCGCCCAGCCGACCACGUCCAAUGAUAAGAAAUCUUCUAUAUUGGAGCAGAUUUACGAGCACCGAAAGAUGUUAGUGGCAGCUCAGAAGGAAGUUCCUUCUCAACGACCUGGAGAUCUCCAAGCUGCGUACGAUCUUGGGCUAUCGCCAUCGCUCAUCGAUUUCCCUCAGAGGCUGAGAAAAUCUCCAUUCAAACUUUCAUUGAUGGCAGAAAUCAAGCGGGCAUCACCAUCAAAGGGAGUCAUUUCGUUGUCCGCAUGCGCACCAGCUCAGGCUCGUACAUACGCGCUAGCUGGUGCCAGCGUGAUCUCCGUCUUGACUGAGCCCAAAUGGUUCAAGGGUAGCAUCGAAGACCUCAGGAGCGUUCGGCAAAUGCUUGAAGGCAUGCCAAACCGGCCAGCAGUAUUGCGAAAGGAGUUCAUAUUCGACGAGUAUCAGAUCCUUGAGGCGCGCCUAUCUGGUGCUGAUACCGUCCUGCUUAUUGUCAAGAUGCUGGAUACUCCAUUGCUCACUAGACUGUACAACUACUCACAAUCAUUGGGGAUGGAGCCGCUCGUGGAAGUCAAUACGGCCGAUGAAAUGAAGAUUGCUGUGGAACUCGGCUCCAAAGUCAUCGGUGUCAACAAUCGUAACUUGACCAGCUUCGAAGUGGAUAUGGAUACAACGACAAGGCUAAUGGAGAUGAUCUCGAAAGAGACCAUUCUCUGCGCUUUGAGUGGAAUUUCUGGUCCUCAGGAUGUGGCUCCAUAUCAAAAGAGUGGAGUUGGUGCAGUCCUCGUGGGAGAAGCCUUGAUGCGCGCAAAGGAUACUGCACAGUUCAUCGAAGAGCUUCUGACUGGUGAUGUCGAGGCGGCUCAGGUUGUCCAGCCACGACAAUUGCUCGUGAAAAUCUGCGGCACGAGGAGUAGCGCCGCUGCAAAGGCAGCAAUCGAAUCAGGGGCCGAUCUCAUUGGUAUGAUACUUGUGGAAGGGCGUAAACGGACAGUCAACACAGAGACCGCGCUGCAGAUUUCACAAGCAGUGCACACCACAACUAAAGGUGGCACAAACACGUUGUCCAGCGUUUCAUUUCCAACCGGAAAGGCUUUAAGCUUCUUCUCACAUGCAGCCCAACAUUUCAUUCAGCAUCCUGAACGCGCACUACUUGUCGGUGUGUUUAUGGAUCAGCCUCUGGAGUACAUCCUGGAACAACAGAAGCUUUUGAAACUCGACAUCGUGCAAUUGCAUGGCUCUGAGCCACUCGAGUGGGCUAAACUAAUCCCCGUGCCUGUCAUUCAUUCCUUCAAACCUGGAGCUGCAGGUCUGGCAACAACAGGCUUCCACGCUAUCCCUUUGCUCGAUUCUGGCGCUGGAAGCGGCACACAGCUCAACAUUUCGAGUGUCAAGGAUGUCCUCGCUGCUGACGAGGGUCUUCGUGUGCUAUUUGCAGGCGGCUUGAAUCCGGAAAAUGUUAUUAAUACAGUCGAAGCACUUGGUGAGGCGAAGGUCCGAGUAGUGGGCGUGGACGUGAGCAGUGGGGUUGAAUCAGAGGGAGAACAAAGUCUUGACAAGAUUCGAGACUUCGUUAAAUCUGCGAAAAGCAUUAAGUUGUAG